GUGCUGAUAUAAAACUAACAACGGUACUACUUUACAGUCAGUAUUAUUUUCAUCGGCUGAAGGUACAUAGCAAGGUUGUUUUAAUACAGAGAAAGCAGAAUGUCGGUGGACCGAUUUGUUGGUAAAGUUGCCGUUAUCACCGGUGCAUCAGCCGGUAUUGGGAAAGCCACAGCAGUGGCUUUAGUCAAAAAAGGUUUAAUAGUAGCUGGGUUAGCUAGAAGAGUAGAGCGCAUUGAAGAGCUGGCGAAGCAGCUAAAAAAUGAAAAGGGCAAGCUGUACGGUUUCAAGGCCGACAUGACCAAAGAGGAUGAAAUCAUUUCAGCAUUCAAGAAAAUCACAGAAACUUUAGGUCCCAUUCAUAUCCUUAUUAACAACGCUGGAGUGGCACCUUUAACUAGUCUUAUCGAUGGAGAUAUAAGCAAAUGGAGACAAAUAUUAGAUACAAACGUCUUAGCUCUGAGCAUAGGCACUAGAGAAGCGAUAGCCAGCAUGAAAGCCAGCAACAUCAAAGGACACAUCAUUAAUAUUAACAGCGUUGCCGGACAUGAUCCCAUGGAUAUUCCCGGUAUAUCGGUUUAUCCUGCAUCGAAAUACGCCGUUACCGCGUUGACUGAAAGUUUCAGAAAAGAAAUCAACAGGAAUAAAUUACCAAUUAAAAUUACAAGCAUCAGUCCUGGAUAUGUCAAAAGCGAAAUGGCUGAGGCGGCUUUCGGUCCAGAGGCAGCAAAAGGUAUCAAUAGCAGGCCCGGAUUAGAAACUGAAGAUAUUGCUGACAAUAUAGUUUACGUGCUGUCCACCCCAGAACACGUUAAUAUAAAAGAACUGACUGUUGUAAUCCAAGGACAAGAGGCUUAACUAACUUUAGAUGUAACAGAAUGUGGAACCAGUUUCAUAUAUUACUCUCUACAUAAUAUAUAUGUUUAUUAUUAUUAUUUAUUAGAUAUCUUUAGACAUAUUCAUUUACAUACCUAAUCUUAGACAUCAUAUUUACAUACCUUAUUAUAGCACAUUCAUUAAAGGCAUAUUAAUUUUUUAAAUGGUUAAGGAAUGUACUUAUUAAAAUAACAAUGGAAACAUACACUAAAAUAUAGUCACGAUCAAAACAUUCUUUUCAUAUCAUUUUUGCAUUCUGUAAGUUUAAGAUUCAUCUUAAUUUAUGUUGUACCUAUUAUU
Molecule: messenger RNA, 1173 nt
Organism: Sitophilus oryzae (rice weevil)
Lineage: Eukaryota; Metazoa; Arthropoda; Insecta; Coleoptera; Curculionidae
Product: farnesol dehydrogenase-like
Exons: 5
Coding region: 100-855 (251 amino acids)
Molecular function (GO): oxidoreductase activity
Source: RefSeq, a predicted model, not a curated record